This is a messenger RNA of Nicotiana tabacum (common tobacco), 2400 nucleotides long. The record is from RefSeq and is a predicted model, not a curated record. NCBI's taxonomy places the organism in Eukaryota, Viridiplantae, Streptophyta, Magnoliopsida, Solanales, Solanaceae.
AUGGCGCUAACAAAUGCUGGUUUAACUGAUGAUCUUCCAUCUGAUUUGUGUCGUCGCCUUCCAAGAUUGCAAAGGCUUGGACUUAACUUCAACAUGUUAAGUGGAGAGAUACCAAGAAGUAUAUCAGAAUGCUCGAAACUUCAAGUCCUAUUGUUGUUGCAAAAUAACUUUAUUGGAGCAAUUCCAAGACAACUUGGGAAAUUACAUCUGCUGCAAAUCUUAGCUCUUGGGUUUAACAAGUUACAAGGCACAAUUCCUGAUGAGAUUGGCCAUCUUUAUAACUUGAAGCAAUUGGGCAUGGAAAGAAAUAAAUUAACGGGCUCAAUUCCUUUAACCAUAUUUAACAUUUCAUCACUUCAAAUUUUAUCAAUGUGGGACAACAAGCUUGAAGGACCUCUACCAAGAGAGGUCGGAAAUUUGACUAUGCUUAACGUACUUGAUUUGGGAGUCAAUAACCUAACAGGUGUACUUCCAGAUGAGAUUGGUAACCUUCAACAGUUGUUGCAGCUUAAGUUGGAUUUCAAUACCUUUAGUGGGUCGAUCCAUGUUAGUAUCUUCAAUAUGUCAAGUCUUGUAUCUAUUUCACUCAUACAAAACCACAUUUCAGGUAAUCUUCCUUCCGCUAUAGGCCAUAGAUUAUCCAAUCUUGAACGAAUUUUUCUAGGUGCAAACAACAUUAAUGGAUUUUUACCUAGUUCUAUCUCAAAUUUGUCUAAGCUUAUCAUUCUCGAACUCAGUGCAAAUGAACUCACAGGUUCAGUUCCCGACUCUCUAGGAAACUUAAGACUUAUUGAAAUUCUCAACUUGCAAGGCAACUCCUUUACUAGUGAAUCUUCACCACUGAGCUUUAUUACUCCUUUGGCCAAUUGUAAACACUUAAGAGAAUUGAUAUUGUCUCUCAAUCCCCUAAAUGCAAUGCUUCCAAAGUCCAUCGGCAAUCUUUCUUCUCUUCAAAUAUUUGAGGCAGAUGGAUGUAACCUCAGGGGUCAUGUUCCCAUUGAAAUCAGAAAUUUGAGAAAUUUACCUUAUUUGAAGCUGGAAGACAAUGACUUGACUGGCAUUGUACCCAGAACAAUAAGUUCUUUGAAAAAACUUCAACAGUUUUCACUUGGAGCAAACAGAAUAAGUGGUCCUUCCCCAAAUAGUUUGUGUGAGCUAUCCAACUUGGGUUUGUUAAACCUUUCACAAAAUCAAAUUCAGGGAAGUAUUCCUAGUUGCUUGAGGAAUGUGACUUCCCUAAGGGAGGUUUAUCUUUAUUCCAACAACUUCACCGCUGGCAUACCUUCAAGUCUGUGGAACCUUAAAGACAUCUUGAAGAUGAACUUGUCUUUUAAUUUCUUCAAUGGCUCUUUACCACUUGAAGUUGGAAACCUUAAGGCUGCGAUACUUCUGGAUCUUUCCUGGAACCAAAUCUCAGGUAAUAUUCCUAAAACAAUAGGACGUCUACAGAAAUUGAGUCAACUGUCUUUCGCUCAUAACAGGAUUGAAGGAUCUAUUCCUGAGACAUUUGGAGAACUGAUAAAUUUGGAAGCAUUGGAUCUUUCAUAUAAUAAUAUCACUGGUGUUAUUCCAAAGUCAUUAGAGGCACUUAAGCAACUAGACUCCUUUAAUGUCUCAUUCAAUAAAUUACACAGGGAAAUUCCGAAUGGAGGACCUUUUGUUGAUCUCCCUUACCAGUCUUUCGUGUCAAACGAAGGAUUAUGUGCACCACAAAGAUUUUCCUAUUAUGAUCUUCAAAGAGCAACUCAGGACUUUGAUGGAAAUAACUUGCUAGGUAGUGGAAGUUUUGGUUCUCUUUACAAAGGGGCAUUGACAGAUGGGAUGAUUGUAGCUGUUAAAGUUUUCAAUGUGCAGAUGGAAGGUACAUUUCAAACCUUUGAUAAAGAACGUGAAAUUUUGUGGAAUCUUCGUCACAAAAAUCUCACCAAGAUUUUAGCAGCUGUUCAAAUAUUGAAUAUCAUGGCUGAUGUUGCAUCUGCUUUGGAAUAUCUCCAUCAUGGUUACUCGGUACCUGUUGUUCACUGUGAUCUGAAGCCUAGUAACGUCUUACUUGACAAAGACAUGGUGGGACACCUGACUGACUUUGGCAUUGCAAAACUCUUAACAAAAGAAGAAUCCAUUGCUCAAACUACAACCUUUGCCACAAUUGGUUACAUUGCUCCAGAGUAUGGACUGGAAGGCCUUAUAUCCAAGAGGUCUGAUGCUUAUAGUUAUGAUGGUGACUUACUAACACUAGAUGAAGAAAACAUAAGUGACAAGUUGCAAUGUGGGGCAUCAGUUAUGGAGUUAGCCAUGAAUUGCAUAGCUAAAUCUCCUGGUGAAAGGAUGAACAUGACUGAUGUUGUAGCAACAUUGAAAAAGAUCAAAGAUCGGCUUUCUUCCCAUUAUGGAACGACCUAA